AUGGCCUCCCAACUGCCGCCGCCGGAACCCGCUCCCACCACCAUAUUCACCAUCGGCGACGACCUUCUUCUCGAGAUCUUCGUCCGCCUCCCCUCGCUGCCGUCCCUCGUCCGCGCCGCCUGCUCCUGCCGCACCUUCCUCCACGCCGUCCGCUCCUUCCCCACCUUCCGCCCCCGGUUCCGCGACCUCCACCCGCCGCCGCUCCUCGGCCUCUUCGUCAGGCACCGCGUCGGAGACAUCCCUUCCUUCGUGCCCCUCCGUGGCCGCGCCGACAAGGACCACGCGGCCGUCGUCCGCGGCUCUGAUUUCUUCCUCACCAGGGUCCCCGACGACCAAGGCUUCUGGAACAUCACCAACUGCCGCGACGGCUACCUUCUCCUCCACAACUGGGAGAACAGGUUGUUCGCCGCCUACAACCCGCUCGCGGGUGUGCUGCACCGGAUCUCCUCGCCGCCGGAGGCCGUCCGGGAGCUCUACAUCCUGUCUCCCCCGGAAGAACGCCACGGGUCGUUCCGCCUCGUCUGCGUCCACGAGGACGGCCUGCAGGUGCGCGCCGUCGUCUUCUCAUCGGACACCGGAGAGUGGCAGGUCUUGCCGUGGGCAGAGGCUGCGGCCAUCAACAAGGACCAUCCUGAGGACGACAAGCACUGCCUCCCGCCCAGGACUGGUAAGCUUGUGGAUGGGCGCGUCUACUGGCCAAGGCACGACUGCGUGAUUGUGCUCGACACCGCGACGCUGCACUUCUCUUCCAUGGAUCUGCCGCCGUACAUGUAUGGGCAGAAACCUUUUGUGGUUGGCGAGACCAAGGAUGACAAGCUCUGCAUGGUUUGCGCAAUUGAUGAGGAGAACACGAUUGCUGUCUGGGUAUGGAGAGCCGAUGCUGACCGCGUCGAGAAAUGGAUGCUGGACAAGGAGAUUGAAUUGGAGGAUCUAUCCACGCUGAACCUGGUGGCAGUUAAGCAGGGCUCUCUGCACUUACACUGGGUGGCCGUUGAGGAGCCGGGCAUUGUCCCUCUUUGUGACUUCUUCUCCCUCUGCCUUGAAGAAGAAGAGAUGAAAAAGAUAUUUUCUCUCUAUGAAUACGAACUGGAGUGGUCCUAUCCCUACAUCAUGCCGUGGCCUUCUUCCUUGGUGUGCAACAAGAAUAAAUCAAGACGAUGGAUGUUUUUAGGAAUCACAACCAGUCAUCUGUGUACUUUCUUUGAGCAAUAAUCUGUGAACUUCCAUAUGUCCAAAUAAGUACUCCACUCUUAGCUUUGAUCAUUUCCAGCUCUGUGCUAGAGCUUUGAGUAAAUGACAUCUUUUGAAGAUCAAUCCUGCAGGGCUAACCAUAUUUUACUGGUCAGCCUAUAUUGACCAUGUUGCUGUUGUAAAGCCGAAUUUGAUGAUCUUUUAGCC
Lolium rigidum is the source of this 1398-nucleotide messenger RNA. RefSeq lists its product as uncharacterized. The record is from RefSeq and is a predicted model, not a curated record. The coding region runs from base 1 to 1212 and encodes 403 amino acids. Gene Ontology annotation, molecular function: protein binding. The transcript has 2 exons. Lineage: Eukaryota; Viridiplantae; Streptophyta; Magnoliopsida; Poales; Poaceae.